AUGUUUUUUAUUGGUUACGGCAGAGAAAAAGCUACUUACAUGUGGGAGAGUUGUGGUUGGUUCCCAAAUUACGCAAUUAAGGUACUUGUGGAAAGGUCUCUCAUCGUGAUAGAUGAGGAGGAUAAAGAGCUUUUGAUGCACGAUCAAAUACGAGACAUGGGGAGAGCCAUAGUUGAGGAAGAAAGCUCUUGCAAGCCUGAGAAGCAGAGCAGACUAUGGAAUUCUCAGGACUCGUGGAGUUUACUGCAAAGAAAGGUGCCAGUGACUAUUGAUGCUGAAGGGAUGGACUUGAUGCCUGAUGAAACAAAGCCCAAGGAUAAAUGUGUUAGUGCCCAAUGCUUUGAAGAAAUGCCCAACAUGAGAUAUUUUUGUGCUUGGUGUGUAAACUUCCAAGGUACAUUCCAAAGAUUUCCUGCAGAUUUAAAAUGGUUGUAUUUGUGGAAAUGUCACUUUGACUCUCCACCUUCUGAUUUUAAUCUCGAGGAAAUUGCCGUCUUUUCCCUAUAUCACACCAACAUGGCCCAAAUUCUUAUAAACCAAUUGUCACCGAGAGGAAAGGCCUUUGAAAAAUUGAAAGUUCUCUCGAUUGAUGGCGCAGAAAUAAAGGUUACCCCUGAUUUCAUGUGUCUCCCUUGCCUAGUGGAAUUGACACUCAAAGACUGCCCAGUGUUAACUACAAUAGAUGAAUCAAUCGGGAAACUCGAGAGAUUGGCUUGCUUAAGCAUAACUGCAUGUCCAACUCUGGAGAAACUACCAGACUCCAUUUGCAGACUGAGUUCACUUAAAGAACUUCGUAUAACUUCUUGUUCUAAAAUUUCCUCUUUGCCAGAACGAUUAGGGGAUUUGGAGUCACUUAUGAAGCUUGAGAUUGAGAAGGCAAGUAUCAAGACUAUUCCUGACUCAGUUGGAGGGCUCACAAAACUUUGUGAAUUGAUUGUGGUUGAUUGCGUACACUUGAAUGUGCUGCCUGAUUCUAUUUGCUGGUUAAGUUCUCUUAAGGUCCUUAGCCUUGACCUUGGUGGUUUGGGUUCUUUGCCUGAGCGAUUGGGGGACAUGGGAUCACUUAGUGAGUUUGAUCUUUGUGGAACGCAUAUAGACAAGAUACCUGAUUCAAUAGGUGAACUUAAAAACUUGCGUAAGCUACUUCUAAGUCGGUGUGCUAGACUCUCAAGAUUGCCUGAUUCCAUCUGCCUGUUGAGUUCUCUUGAAAUCCUUGACCUUGAAGAUUGUCUUUCUUUAGCUUCUUUGCCAGAGAGGUUGGGAGACAUGGGAGCACUUAGGAAGCUUAAACUUAGUAGCACAAGUAUAGACAAGAUACCUGAUUCAAUAAGUCAUCUUACAAACCUGCGUGAGCUACUUCUCCUCAAAUGCAGACUAUCAGAUUUACCUGAUUCCAUUUGCAGGUUAAAUUCUCUUGAAAUGCUUGACUUGAAAAGAUGUAGAGUGCUCUUUUCUGUGUCAGAACGAAUAGGGGACAUGGAAGCAUUGAAGAAGCUUGACCUUUCGUGGACAUUGAUUCAUACUAUACCUGAUUCUAUUGGGCUGCUUACCAACCUUCGUGAGCUAUCUUUGGAAGGUUCACAACUCUUGAGAGAGCUACCGGAUUCCAUUUGCCAGCUAAGUUUGCUGAAGUCGCUCAGCCUUGAAGGGUGCUAUGGUUUGUACACUUUGCCAGAAAGAUUAGGAGACAUGGAGAAACUGGAGGAGCUUAUUCUUGACAAUACCAGAAUAGAGAUCAUACCUGAUUCAGUUGGACAGCUUAAAAACCUUCGCCUGCUAUCUUUGCAAGGUUGCAAGCUCCUAAAAGCAUUACCUAAUUCCAUUAGAGAAUUGUGCUCCCUACGAGAACUCAAAAUCUCGGGAACAAACUUAAGGGGCUUUGAGAACGACAUUUGUCAUCUUGUAGCUAUCAAUGAAUUGACAAGUUCAUCUUCCGAGUUGUUUGGCUUGUGCGAUCAAUCUCACAAAGCCAUAAGGCAUCUUCACUUGAUUGAUGCUGCGAUUGAGGAGUUGCCCGAUUGUGUUGGCAGGAUGGAAAACCUUGAGGAGCUACUGCUAGAAUGUGAAAUGCUUAGAGCUUUACCCAACUGGAUUGAGCGAUUCUCCAAGAAACUUACUGAAUUGGAGAUUAGAAGCAAGCUUCUGAAAACUUUGCCCGACUGUAUUGGAUCACUCAAACAGCUUACAAAAGUGACUCUGGAGUGUGAUAACCUCAGGGCUUUGCCCGACUCGAUUGGGUCACUAGAAAAGAUUUUGUGGUUGGAUUUGGACUGUGAAAACCUCGAAGCUUUACCUGAUUCAGUUGGAAGGUUGAGCAAUAUUCGUACCCUUGAAAUUUUAUCUGACAAUUUGAAAGCCCUACCAAACUCGAUCAUGUCACUAGAAUGGGUUGAACGCUUGCAUCUAUAUUGCUUGAGCCUGGAGGCUAUACCUGAUUUUAUUGGAGGAUGGAAGCAUCUUCAUGACUUUUAUGUGUUGUCAAGUAGUCUUAAAGCUCUACCUGACUCCAUUGGGUCAUUGAAAGGGGUUAGAGUGUUAAAGUUGAAGUGCAAAAACCUCGAGAUGCUACCUGAUUCCAUUGGAGAAUUAGAACUCCUUUCGUACUUUGAAGUGUUCUCCCAUGGUCUCAAAUAUUUGCCCAACUCCAUCCGCUCCCUGACAAGGAUUGAGUUCUUGAUACUAGAGUGUGUGAACCUUGAAGCUUUGUCUAACUCUAUGGAAACAUUGCAAAGUCUUGUGCAUUUAGGAUUGCAUUGUGACAAUUUCACAGCACCACCUGAUUUCAUUGGACGAUUGGAAAAUCUUAUGGUCUUCUCGUUCAAGAGCAAGAACCUAAAACACUUGCAUGCAACAACUUGUGUGUCCUUGGGAAGACUUAAGCAGCUAUCAUUGAGUGGUUGUGAGAACUUGGAAGACUUGGCAGAUGCCUCUACUCAACAAUCAGGUUUCGCUCACCUCACAUCCUUACAAUCGCUUUAUUUGGUGGACUGCAAGAGGCUUGAGUAUCUUCCUCAACUUCCCUCUUCUCUUUUCUUGCUUGACGCUUCUAGAUGCAUCAGUUUGAGGAAAACAUCAGAGGUUUCAAACUUGACGACUUUGACGAUUUUGAACUUGGGUUGUUGUAAGUUGCUUGAAGAUGUGCCUGGCCUCGAAAAUAUUGCAACCAACUUGAAAGUAUUGGAACUGCCUGGUCCCUGUGGUUUCACGGAAUCUUGCCAUCUUCGUCAUGAUUUCAAAAAUAAAGUGUCCAAGGAGAUAACUUUUGAAAACUUGAAAAGCUUCAAGAUGUCUGGGUCUCUGGUGGAAGGAUCUGCAACAGGACAGCAGCAGCUGCACUUCAUCCUCCCAAAAUUUCCGUUUAGUUGGUUGAGAAGAGCACGGCUGUACUUACACCUAGACAAGGUCCUCUCACCCAUCCACAUAGCGAUCAUAGCCAAUGACAUUAUUGUGUUUGAGAAAAUUGCUGAAGUCGAGGGCGAUGGACUCAAUUUGGACUUGAGUGAGGAGAGCAUUGUGAGCACAGGGCAAGGGGAGCAUUGCUAUACCAUACAAGUGACGGUGGAUGUGUCCCAACUGCAGAAUGUCUGGGCACUUAUCGAGAGAUCGAGUUAGUGCUGGUACUAGCUAUCAUAGGAUUUGUAGUAGAUGGAAAGUGCUUGCAUUUGGAAGGCCAACCCUUCCCAAGGAAAACCAAUCCGAUCGAACACUCUGCACGACCAUUUUUGUAACCUGCCAAAUCGUAUAUCACAAGUGAGUUCUCCUUCCCAAAUGGUGCUUUCAUGCCGCCGAAGCAAGAAAUAGCAUUGAAGUCGAUCCACCAUUCUCUUUUCUUCAUUUUCUUUUCUUUUCUUUUUUUGACUUUCAUGCCUCAAGAGUUUCAAAUGUCUACUGCCUACCUCGAUUUUUAGUAAAUGGUCACUUUUAUCAGCAUUGUCUAUGUACUUUUCCAUGGGCCCAACAUUCUUUUCUUGGAAUAUUAUUUUUUUCACAUAGGAGUUAUUGUUGAACCUGUUGAGUUGAUGAUUGAAGUCCAGACUGCUACUGUUAAGACGAUUA
This is a messenger RNA of Nymphaea colorata (pocket water lily), 4056 nucleotides long. Its product is annotated as disease resistance protein RPV1-like. NCBI's taxonomy places the organism in Eukaryota, Viridiplantae, Streptophyta, Magnoliopsida, Nymphaeales, Nymphaeaceae. The record is from RefSeq and is a predicted model, not a curated record. The transcript is spliced from 4 exons. Bases 1 to 3612 code for a protein of 1203 amino acids.